AUGACAACUAGAUUUGGUAACUCUGAUAUCCACUUCAACAAAGAGGUUGAUGAAAUUGACGAAGAUGGUGUUUUGGUGAUCAACAGACACAACAGAGCACAAGCCAAAUUCCCAGACUUUUUGCCGACUUGGGAUCCAAGACAAAAAUAUCCACCAUUGAAAUUUGAAAAGUAUAUUGAUCCUGGUUCUAGAGCAGACCCAUCUUUCCCAAACUUGUUUCCCAAAGAUGGCGAUUACAAAGUUACUAGAAUUACACCUAAAUUUGGUACUGAAGUUGAUGGGAUUCAAUUGUCACAAUUGAACGAUGCUGCAAAGGAUGAAUUGGCCUUGUACUUGGCACAAAGAAAAGUUUUGUUAUUCAAUGACCAAGAUUUUGCAGACAAGGGGCCAGGUUUUGCCGUUGGAUUUGGGAAAUACUUUGGAAAUUUGCACAUUCACCCAAGUUCAGGUUCACCAAGAGGUCACCCAGAGUUGCACAUUACCUACAGAAGACCAGAAAAGGGUGAGUUAGAAAGAGUCUUCCGUGAUAGAACUACAAACACGGCCUUCCACAGUGAUGUCACUUACGAAAUUACUCCAAGUAGAUUCACUAUCUUCCAAGUGUUGGAGAGUGGUGAUGGUGGUGAUACCGUUUUCGCUGAUACAACCGAGGCUUAUAGAAGAUUGUCACCAGCUAUGAAGGAAAGAUUGGAAGGUUUGCAUGUGUUGCACACAAGUGAAGACCAAGCUGCUAACUCUACUUACCAAGGUGGUGUUGAAAGAAGAAAAGCUGUAUCCAACAUUCAUCCAUUGAUUAGAGUUGAUCCUGUGACUAAAGAAAAGUCCAUCUAUGUCAACAGAGCUUUCGGAAGAAGAAUUGUUGAAUUGAAGAAAGAAGAGAGUGAGUACUUAUUGAACUUCCUCUACGACCUCAUUGAAAGAAGUCAUGAUUUACAAUUGAGAGUCAAUUGGGAAGGAGGAAAGAGAAACAAAGUUGCUUUGUUCCACAACAGUGGAGUUUCACACACUGCAACAUUCGAUACCGAAGAUGGUGAAGUUAGACACGCUUACAGGAUUAGUGUGUUGGGCGAACGUCCGAUUGGAAAGCUCGAGGACUUGAACAAGGAAGAAUACACCACUGGUGACUUGGAGCAAGCUUUGAGAGCCAUCAAGCCAACAUAG
Lodderomyces orthopsilosis Co 90-125 is the source of this 1161-nucleotide messenger RNA. RefSeq names its product sulfonate dioxygenase. The coding region runs from base 1 to 1161 and encodes 386 amino acids. Gene Ontology annotation, cellular component: cytoplasm. The record is from RefSeq and is a predicted model, not a curated record. Gene Ontology annotation, molecular function: sulfonate dioxygenase activity. The transcript has a single exon. Lineage: Eukaryota; Fungi; Ascomycota; Pichiomycetes; Serinales; Debaryomycetaceae. Gene Ontology annotation, biological process: sulfur compound catabolic process.